Molecule: messenger RNA, 1100 nt
Organism: Salvelinus sp. IW2-2015
Lineage: Eukaryota; Metazoa; Chordata; Actinopteri; Salmoniformes; Salmonidae
Source: RefSeq, a predicted model, not a curated record
CGUUCCUUACUGAAAACUACUCUACCCAGACAACAAUGUUGCAGACAGCAGCACUGCAAUCUGUUAAAGACACUUAUGUAACAACCCGUUCCCAUUAUUUUUUUGUUAUGAAACGAAGAAAAUGCAGUAUUGUGUGACGUCACGUGCCCAGUGACUGAGUGGACUCUCCUCUUUGUCCUGUUGCUGACCACUAUCUUUUCAAUGACAUCCUACUGACUGAACGGUCAUUUGUUUUGUAAACUCUAUAGGCAACAAUACAUCCCACCAUGCAGUUGGAGGCCCAGCUGCGUCUUUGUCAGAGCUGUCUAUGGUGCUGCAAGAGCGGACUGCGCCUGCUCUUUCAGAGCUCUGUGCACAGAGCGGCAUUUAACCACUACGACCUUCUUGGUCUAAAACCUGAUGCCACACUGGAGCAAAUCAAGAAUGCAUUUUUCGAUAAAUCAAAAAAGAUGCACCCAGACAGUGACCCGUCUAACCCGGGGCUGCAUGGCCAGUUUGUGGAGCUGAACGAGGCCUACAGGGUGCUGAGUAAGGAGGUGUCCAGGAGAGAGUACGACCCUUACACUGGGGGACAGGCCUUCAGACCCACCUCCACAUACACCCAGAAUUCUACAGGAGAAUCUCAGGAGAGUAUGCGCUACUGGGAUCAGUUCAAACACUCUCAGCCUCAGGAGACCACAGCUGAGGAGUGGGAGAGGAAGAGGAAGAGGAACUUUAGAAUCGUUAGCUACUGUAUGCUCAUCAUGGGCCUGAGCAUCAGCACAUCACAGUUCUACUUCUUCAGUUUGGAGUCAAUCCAUAACAACUUCAUGGACGAGAAGGACAGGGUCAUCACACAGAUCUACAAAGAGUCCAAAGAAAGGGCAAGAGUGAACGGGUUUAAGAAGCAGACAGAGAUUCUCAGACAGAAACAUGCAGACUUCCUGGAGAAAUACAAAAUCACUCGCAACAGUGGAGAGGACAAGUAGGAGUUUCGUAGAAUAAGAGUACACCUUAAAACAAGGUAGAUUGAGUUGGCGGAAGGCCAAUGAAGAGGAAUGGAGUCAGUCAGGAAGGGGAGUGAACGGUUGAAUGUGUUAGGAGUAGUUAGCUUUCAAAGA